AUGUCGUAUCCACCACCAGGAAGCUAUCCAGGAUAUCCCCCAUCUAAUACUGGUUAUCCACCAUCUAAUACGGGUUAUCCACCAGCUGGUAAUCCAGCAUACCCGCCUGCUCAAAAUCCUGGUUAUCCACCGGCUGCUCCUGCAGCUUAUCCACCAACUCAGACUCCCGGAUAUCCACCAGCUAAUGUACCUGGUUAUCCGCCAUCUAGCACUCCUGGUUAUCCGCCAUCAAACACUCCUGGUUAUCCGCCAUCAAACACUCCUGGUUAUCCGCCAUCAAACACUCCUGGUUAUCCGCCAUCGAACACUGCAGGGUAUCCACCAGCAAACACUACUGGCUAUCCACAAUCUGGUUACCCAGCGAAUCCGCCAGCUGGUUCACAGCCAUAUCCAUCUAAUCCUAGUUAUGCUGCAGGCUCUAACUAUCCUUUGCAGGGUUAUCCAGCAACUGGUCAGAGUUACCCAGCUGCAGGUACAGCUUAUCCUGGUAUGACUCAACCACCAACUUCUACAACAUCUUCAUACAAUUCAUAUCAAGCAGCUCCACCAUCUGGAUCUGCAGCUAUGCCCGUCCCGUAUCCUACAGGGACAGCAGCACCGCCAACGCAGCAACAGUUGUACAGCACUCCAAAUAUGCCUGCUCAGCAGCCAACAGUCCCACAACCAGCUCAACAAAGUUACGGUGCACCUCCGGUUGCAGCUCCUCAAGCAACGGCUCCGCAGCUAGGUAGCGCAAAAUACACCUCAAUACUAAAUUUUUACGAAUUGCUUUAA
Messenger RNA from Trichoplax adhaerens, 774 nucleotides. RefSeq lists its product as uncharacterized. The transcript has 2 exons. The record is from RefSeq and is a predicted model, not a curated record. The coding region runs from base 1 to 774 and encodes 257 amino acids. NCBI's taxonomy places the organism in Eukaryota, Metazoa, Placozoa, Uniplacotomia, Trichoplacea, Trichoplacidae.